CAAAAGCUCGUGGAUAAUUAAAUCAAUGGCCGCCGCCACACCAUUGCUAUUUUCAACAAAUUGUUCUUCGGUUUCAAUUUCCCGCCAAACCACUUAUCCGUUUCUGCCUAAAUCUGAAAUUCAUAUUCAUCCCGGAACGACGUCGUCUAAGAGAAUAUCUCUGGUGCGGGCUUCUUCCAACCCCGAUUCCGCCAAUGACAAGGCGCCACUUGUUUCUCAGGAGGAUGUAAGCUAUUUGGUGAAAUUAGGGGGAGGUUCAAUUGCAGGUGCAGCAGUAAUAAAAUAUGGAAGCAUUAUAUAUCCAGAAAUAACACAGCCAAAUCUUGCCCAGGCCUUGUUUAUGAUUUUUGCUCCUGUUGUACUUGCUGUCUUCCUCUUGAUCAAACAAAGUCGUCUCGAUUGAGAUAUCAUAUAAAACGCGUUUUUUUUUAAUAAUUAAUGUUACGAAAUAGAGGGUUAUAUUUGUCAUUCCGAUUGUUGUGAUAUACCGAGUAUUAUUGUACUGACACAAAUUGUUUAGUUAUGUUGCGUGC
This is a messenger RNA of Erythranthe guttata (spotted monkey flower), 533 nucleotides long. Its product is annotated as homoserine O-acetyltransferase. NCBI's taxonomy places the organism in Eukaryota, Viridiplantae, Streptophyta, Magnoliopsida, Lamiales, Phrymaceae. The record is from RefSeq and is a predicted model, not a curated record.